GCCCAAGGUAAGUAUCAGGGUAAGUAUCCAGUCAUUCCAUCUCAUGAAGCCGCAGGAGACAGGGUUCGCCUUAAUGAUGACAUCACUGUACAGAGUGACAACAUGUACAGUAAGAUGGUGUCAUCUGAAGCCAAGGCGAAGGAAGUCCGGGAAGCCCAAGGUGAGUAUCCCUCUCUUGUUGGCCUCAAUAUGAAGUACAUUGCGGACCGGGUGUUGGAGCACGAUGCAAGCAAGUCAACACGCCAUACAAAGCUGAACAAUGUACGCUUCAUUGGGGAGAAUGCCAUCCGCCUGGCGAAGUACUCUUAUCGCCUUGUGGAUGCAUUGGAAAUCCCCAAUGAAGACCAGGUAAGUAAAGUGAAGCGCCUUGUUUUGGGUAAGCUGGCCCAGUUCCUGCGGGAUGCAGGAGCUCUAUUCAACAAGCAUGAGGCUAACGAGGCAGACCUCAAUGACCUUGACCAGUGCCUUGACCAAUACUUUAACCUGUAUUGCCUAUUCCUGCCCGAGGGUGGAAACCUGACUGUAUGGACGGUGUCAAAAGCCAUCCAAUACUUUGCCAGGAAGUUCCAUGACGAGUACGGGGUAGGCUAUGGAGUUGUCUCCAUGCAGGGAAAGGAGGCCAAGAAUGCCAAGGUCAAGGACUACCUCAAGCUUACAAACCACUCCAAAGCAGAAGGUAAGUCAAACAAGUACCAUCAGGUCUUCAGGUCUGAAUACAUGGUGACUUUCUACUUGCCAGAGCAUAGCCCCUCACCUUCUCAGUACAGGCCACACUUCAAUGCCCGGGUCCCCAGUCAGGUUGGGACACCCGGGUAUUGUGACUGUGGAAGAAAGAUUGUGAGGAGCACAGGUGGCCUUGCAGAGGAUCAGGAGGAUGACCUUGCAGAGGAACAGGAUGAUGAGGUGCAGGUAAGUCUCUGUCCUUUCUGUUUGGAAGCACUGGAGGUUGUCGCCUGUGCAAAAGAGGGUGAACUCACUCCAAAGAUGACCAGCAUCCUGCUCCCAGAUGUGUGUGACGUGUGUAGCCUGCGGUUUGCUUAUGGUGAGAAGUUGGCCGACCACAAGAAGAAAACCCAUGGCAACACAGAGAGAGCUGUAGUGCCACAUGUAAGGUAUAUGCCUUUUGAUAUCGACAUUAAUGUCAUGCAGAGAGAAAGACUCAUAGCAGAGCUGGCAAGGCUGGGGAAGCCUACGACUGGAUCCGUAGCAACGCUGCGAACUCGCUUGCAGAAAGCAUGUUGUAGCCAAAAGUAAGAAGCACAUGUGCUCUUCUUGUACGUUAAUAUAAGUUAUAUACUGUAACAUUGAUUGUGAUUCUUGGCCAUUGAUUGU
Molecule: messenger RNA, 1332 nt
Organism: Branchiostoma belcheri (Belcher's lancelet)
Lineage: Eukaryota; Metazoa; Chordata; Leptocardii; Amphioxiformes; Branchiostomatidae
Exons: 1
Coding region: 103-1254 (383 amino acids)
Source: RefSeq, a predicted model, not a curated record